This is a messenger RNA of Eurypyga helias (sunbittern), 756 nucleotides long. It is a transcript of the gene TMEM41B, whose product is annotated as transmembrane protein 41B. The transcript is spliced from 6 exons. Gene Ontology annotation, cellular component: endoplasmic reticulum membrane. NCBI's taxonomy places the organism in Eukaryota, Metazoa, Chordata, Aves, Eurypygiformes, Eurypygidae. The record is from RefSeq and is a predicted model, not a curated record. The annotation marks the transcript as partial.
AGGGAGGCGGCAGCGCGGCCCGCCCGGGCGCCGCGCGUUGGUGGGGUAGCCAUGCCACCGGCAUCGGUGGAGGAGCACACGGCCUGGGCGGUUCCGAGCGCUCAGCUGGCCGGGACUGGCGCCUGCUGCAGGGUUGUGCCAGCCUAGCAGUGUCUGAGCAGAGGUGUCCUCGGAAAGCUCAGGCAGAAGGUGGAUCGGCUCGGACAUCGCUUCUUAUUUUAGUGUCCAUCUUCUUAUCAGCUGCUUUCCUUAUGUUCCUGGUAUAUAAAAAUUUCCCACAACUUAGUGAAGAAGAAAGAGAAUGUAUAAAGGUUCCUAGGGAUAUGGAUGAUGCAAAAGCCUUGGGAAAAGUCCUGUCCAAAUAUAAGGACACAUUUUAUGUUCAAGUAUUAGUGGCUUAUUUUGCCACAUAUGUUUUCUUGCAAACAUUUGCUAUUCCUGGGUCUAUAUUUCUCAGUAUCCUGUCAGGGUUUCUUUAUCCCUUUCCACUGGCCUUAUUUCUUGUUUGUCUGUGCUCAGGACUUGGAGCGUCAUUCUGCUACAUGCUUUCAUACCUGGUGGGACGUCCUGUUGUAUACAGAUACUUAACAGAAAAAGCAGUAAAAUGGUCGGAACAGGUUGAACGACACCGAGAACACCUCAUUAACUACAUCAUAUUUUUGAGAAUAACACCUUUUCUUCCCAACUGGUUCAUCAAUAUAACGUCUCCUGUAAUAAAUGUGCCAUUGAAAGUAUUUUUCAUUGGCACUUUUCUUG